AUGAUGUCAAUUCUUUAUUUCUUAGUUAUAUUACUUAUUUAUUUGAUUUUGUUUAUUUGUUUAUUCAUUUGUUAUUUCUUUAAUUUUACAUACUUUAUACAUCAUCUUUUAUAUUCUUCCUUUUUUUGUUUAUUUAUUUAUUAUAAUCUUUACUACUUUCUUUCUGUUAUAUUCUUUCAUUUAUUAUUUCUCUCUCUUUUAUUAUUUCAGUUAUUCAUUCUUUCACAUUUAUUCUUACAUGUAUUCUUUCUUUCUAUUUUUCUAAUUACCUCCUUUAUGACAUACUUCUUUCAUUAUUCAUUAUUCAUUAUUCUUUCAUUUUCUUUCUUUCUUUUUGAUAGACUUUUUACUUUAUUAUAUUCCUUAUUUAUUUCUCUUUACUACUUUCUUUCUUUUAUAUUCUUUCAUUUAUUCUUCCUCUCUCUUUUAUUAAUUCAUUUUUCUCUUUUAUUAAUUCAUUUAUUCAUUCUUCUUUUACAUUUAUUCUUUCUUUCUAAUUUUCUAAUUACCUCAUUUAUGACAUACUUCUUUCGUUAUUCAUUAUGUACAUUUAUUAUUUCUUUAUUUUAUUUCGUUUUUCUUUCUAACAUAAAUUUUACUUUGUUAUAUUUCAUUUUUCUUUUCCUUUCUUUGUUAGCUUUCUUUCUUUCUUUGUCUUAUUUCAUACUUUCUUUUUUUUUAUUCUUUCAUUUAUUUUUCGUUUGCUUUUUUUCUUUCUUUCUUUUUUUCUUUGUGCAUUAG
Acanthosepion pharaonis is the source of this 741-nucleotide messenger RNA. NCBI's taxonomy places the organism in Eukaryota, Metazoa, Mollusca, Cephalopoda, Sepiida, Sepiidae. The record is from the annotation of a GenBank genome assembly.